UCAUAGGUUCAUUAUUUGUUAUUAAAUUCUAUUUUUUAAACCACUGUCUAUUCCUUUUUCCGACUAAGAAGCAUCACUUCACAACUCCCUCGCCCUUCAAAAUUGCUCCUGCUCAGAUCUCAUCAUAGACCACCUAAAAUCCAUCUUCCAUACCCACAAAAUUCUGAUCUAUUUUUCUGUGUUUCAGAUAGGUUUUAAAUGGCCAGGAGAGCAGAUGAUGAGUAUGAUUAUCUUUUCAAAGUGGUAUUGAUUGGAGAUUCAGGAGUUGGGAAGUCCAAUCUGCUUUCCAGAUUCACUCGCAAUGAAUUCUGCCUUGAGUCAAAAUCCACCAUAGGUGUGGAGUUCGCAACUCGGACCGUUCAGGUUGAAGGGAAGACGGUAAAAGCACAAAUAUGGGAUACUGCUGGCCAGGAGCGAUACAGAGCAAUUACAAGUGCUUACUAUCGAGGAGCUGUUGGGGCUUUGCUAGUUUAUGAUAUCACUAAGCCUACAACUUUUGAAAAUGUUGGAAGAUGGCUGAAAGAGCUCAGAGACCAUGCAGAUUCUAACAUAGUGAUCAUGCUAGUGGGUAACAAAUCUGAUCUGAAGCAUCUGCGGGGGGUGGCAACAGAAGAUGCUCAGAGCUUUGCUGAGAAAGAAGGUUUAUCAUUUUUAGAGACAUCAGCACUUGAAGCCACUAAUGUUGAGAAAGCUUUUCAAACAAUUCUGGGUGAGAUUCACAGGAUAAUCAGUAAGAAAGCUCUUGCUUCAGAGGAGGCUGCAGGAGCUGGUAUCAAAGAGGGCAAGACUAUUAUUGUUGCAGAAUCUGAUACUAACUCAAAGAAGGGCUGUUGUUCAUAGCAACAUCAUAACAAGCUCUGAAAUAUGGUAUUAUAUCUCAAUUGCAUUUUUUGAGGCAUUUGGUAGUCUUUAUCUAAUACCACUUAUAACUGUAUUUUGCUCAUCCUUGAUGGUAACUUGUAGUUGCCACUUUCUUGAGUGUUUUGUUUCUGCAAGAUAGUAUUUGUUUCAGGAGUAAUGAGCAUGGCACUUUCAUAUUUAUUUUAAGUAGAAAGAUUUUUCAUUUUUA
Molecule: messenger RNA, 1069 nt
Organism: Cryptomeria japonica (Japanese cedar)
Lineage: Eukaryota; Viridiplantae; Streptophyta; Pinopsida; Cupressales; Cupressaceae
Product: ras-related protein RABA2a
Exons: 2
Coding region: 199-840 (213 amino acids)
Cellular component (GO): endosome
Molecular function (GO): GTP binding; GTPase activity
Source: RefSeq, a predicted model, not a curated record